Messenger RNA from Phycodurus eques (leafy seadragon), 8029 nucleotides. RefSeq names its product unc-13 homolog A (C. elegans) (gene unc13a). Gene Ontology annotation, molecular function: calcium ion binding; diacylglycerol binding; phospholipid binding. The record is from RefSeq and is a predicted model, not a curated record. Gene Ontology annotation, cellular component: terminal bouton; neuromuscular junction; presynaptic active zone cytoplasmic component. Gene Ontology annotation, biological process: presynaptic dense core vesicle exocytosis; neuromuscular junction development; dense core granule priming. NCBI's taxonomy places the organism in Eukaryota, Metazoa, Chordata, Actinopteri, Syngnathiformes, Syngnathidae.
AAAGAUGGCUGAGAGCUGAGAGGGGCAAGGAGAAGACCAUUUUAGCGCACGGACGCCUCUUCUCUUUUAAAUAUCGACGGGAGGGCCUCGACGCUCACCGUCAAGCGAAGUGUGAAGAAAUUCCCACACAUGUGUUGCCACGGUGGUGGUGGUGGUGCUGCUGCUGCUGCUGCUGCUGCUGCUCGGCGUCCGUGUCACAUCUUCCUCGCCGCUUCGAAGGCGGCGUUUGACGGCCACAAGGGAAAGUAGCGAAGAGGCCGGGAAUUGAGCCCAAAAAGCACCAUCGAGAGAUGUCCUUGCUGUGUGUUGGAGUGAAAAAAGCCAAGCUUGAUGGACCCCAUGAAAAAUUCAACACUUACGUGACCCUGAAGGUGCAGAAUGUCAAGAGCACCACCAUCGCCGUGCGCGGCAGUAUGCCGUGCUGGGAGCAGGACUUUAUGUUUGAGAUAAACCGGCUGGACCUGGGCCUGACAGUGGAGGUGUGGAAUAAAGGCCUGAUCUGGGACACCAUGGUGGGCACCUUAUGGAUCCCCCUGAGUAGCAUCCGACAGUCCAAUGAGGAGGGUCCUGGUCAGUGGUUGACACUGGACUCCAACGUGAUCAUGGCUGAGAAUGAGAUCUGCGGCACCAAAGACCCAACCUUUCACAGGCUGCUGUUGGACACACGCUUUGAACUGCCACUAGACAUUCCUGAAGAAGAGGCACGAUACUGGGCCAAGAAGCUUGAACAACUGAAUGCCAUGAGAGACCAAGAUUAUGCCUAUCAAGAGGAGCAAGAGAGGCCACUCCAGGCGCCUUCCACACAGUGCUGCAAUUGGAGUCUGUGGGGCAAUCAGCAAAACGACGACCCGGACAGCGCCGUGGACGACAGGGACAGCGACUACCGCAGCGAGACCAGUAACAGCGCUCCGCCUCCCUUUUACACUACAUCUCAGCCCAACGCCUCCAUGCACCAGUAUCCCAUCAGGGAACAGCACUACAGACACCCGUACGACGACAUCCACGAUAUGGACUAUGACCCCCGAGACAUUAGACCCUAUGAUAGUUUAGACUUGGCCACCAACGGGCGCAGUGAUAUCGACUCAGGCUCAGGGUCGAGCCGGCGCACCAGUCGUCAGUAUUCUCUAGACAGUAGGCAUUCGCUGUCCGAUAGUCCCACAGACAGUCGCUAUGCCUCUUCGGGUGAGCUGAGCCGAGGCAGCUCCCAGCUCAGUGAGGAGUUCGUCCCUGAGGACGGUGAGAGCCUGCGAGGCUCUGAGUUCUACGACGAAAACGACUCUUAUCACUCCUGCCACUCGUCCAUUAGUUACGGCAAGGAGGACUUCCCGGGCUGGGACGGGGAGGACCAGCAGGGCGUCUACAGUGACGAGGGGAGCUAUGUCAAAGACGGCGGCGAAGACAGGGCGCUCUAUGGCGAAGAGGGCGACGUGAUGUACGAGGAGGAAGGAGUGUACAACUAUGAAGAUGAGGAAGAGAUGCCGUACGAGGAAGAUGAAGAUACGUACCCAAUGGAUGGGGCUCUCGGUGAAGAGCAAGAGCCAUCUUACAGCCCCACGAGCACUGUUGCCACCCUCGCUCCCCCAUCUGAUAGCUUGUCCUCCAGCAGGCCUCCUCUGGAAAAGCAGACGUCUUUACAUCAGCAGCAGCCUCCCGAUCAACUGCAACCAUCAAGCACCGCGCCGGUCCUCCCUCCCCUUGAACAGGAUGACACCUUGCCCUCUUUCACAUCUGACUCGACCGACCUUCCCUUUGCACCCGCCCAGCAAGACGUAUUUGCCAACACUACCACUACCAUCAGCAACACAUCCGCCACUGCCACUGUAGCACAGAUUCCAGGACCUGAUGCCAAGUUCCAAGAGCCCGAGCCAAAGUCCGAGGUGCCCCUAGAGGAGGUCCCACCUACAGAACAACUUCCGGCUGGGGAGAGCGUCCCCUCACCCCCUGAGGAGAAAACAGAGGAGCCUCCUCUCCCCAGCUUCCCAAAAAGGGAACUCAUGGAACCCGGUCCUGCAAGAGCCAAAGCCAACUGGCUCCGAUUGUUCAGCAGAGUACGACUGCAGUUACAAGAGGCCCGAGGUGAGAGUGUCGGCAUCGCCUCUCUGCUGUUAUCAGCGGGGAUGGGCGGUGCUCUUUACAGCAUCGACAGCAUGCCAGACCUCAGGAAGAGGAAAGCGAUGCCUCUGGUCAGAGAUCUGUCAUUGGUCCAGAACUCCAGGAAGGCCGGCAUCACCUCAGCCCUAACGUCCAGCACCUUGCACAACGAAGAACUGAAGAGCCAUGUCUACAAGAAGACCCUCCAGGCUCUCAUCUAUCCCAUCUCCUGCACCACCCCGCACAAUUUCGAGGUGUGGACCGCCACCACGCCCACCUACUGCUACGAGUGCGAGGGGCUGCUGUGGGGUAUCGCUCGCCAAGGCAUGCGCUGUACUGAGUGCGGCGUCAAAUGUCACGAGAAGUGCCAGGAUCUGCUCAACGCCGAUUGUCUGCAAAGAGCGGCGGAGAAGAGCUCCAAACAUGGCGCAGAGGACCGCACUCAGAACAUCAUCAUGGUCCUCAAAGACCGCAUGAAGAUCCGCGAGAGGAAUAAACCGGAGAUAUUUGAACUCAUUCAGGAGGUCUUCACCGUCCCCAAGGCCACGCACGGCACCCAGAUGAAGCAGAUCAAACAGAGUGUGCUUGAUGGCACCUCCAAAUGGUCGGCCAAGAUCAGCAUCACGGUGUUAUGUGCCCAAGGUUUACAAGCCAAGGAUAAGACCGGCUCCAGUGACCCGUACGUCACUGUCCAGGUGGGAAAGACUAAAAAGAGGACCAAAACCAUCUAUGGCAACCUCAACCCUGUCUGGGAGGAGACCUUCAAUUUCGAAUGCCACAACUCCUCGGAUCGCAUCAAGGUGCGAGUAUGGGACGAGGAUGACGACAUCAAGUCCCGUGUGAAGCAGAAGUUCAAGCGGGAGUCCGACGACUUCCUCGGGCAAACAAUCAUCGAGGUCCGCACUCUGAGUGGCGAGAUGGAUGUGUGGUACAAUCUCGACAAGCGCACGGACAAAUCGGCCGUAUCGGGGGCGAUCCGCAUGCACAUCAAUGUGGAGAUUAAGGGCGAAGAGACAGUUGCUCCAUAUCACGUUCAAUACACCUGUUUGCAUGAAAACCUCUUCCACUUUGUGACAGACAUCCAGAACACAGGUGUGGUGAAGAUCCCCGAUGCCAAAGGAGAUGAUGCGUGGAAAGUAUACUACGAAGAGACACCUCAGGAAAUAGUGGAUGAGUUUGCGAUGCGUUACGGGGUGGAGUCCAUCUACCAAGCCAUGACUCACUUUGCCUGCCUGUCGUCCAAGUACAUGUGCCCGGGCGUGCCUGCAGUGAUGAGCACCCUGCUGGCCAACAUCAAUGCCUACUACGCGCACACCACACAGGCUACUAACAACGUUUCUGCCUCAGACCGCUUUGCCGCGUCCAACUUUGGGAAAGAACGAUUUGUCAAGCUUCUUGAUCAGCUGCACAACUCACUGAGGAUCGACCUGUCCAUGUACCGAAACAACUUCCCAGCCAGCAGUCCGGAGAGGCUGCAGGACCUCAAGUCCACGGUGGACCUCCUCACCAGUAUCACCUUCUUCAGGAUGAAGGUCCAAGAGCUGCAGUCUCCACCCAGAGCGAGCCAGGUCGUGAAAGACUGUGUGAAAGCCUGUCUCAAUUCCACUUACGAGUACAUCUUUAACAACUGCCAUGAGCUCUACAGCCGCGAGUACCAGACAGACCCGGCCAAGCAGGGUGCAGUGCCUCCAGAGGAACAGGGACCUAGCAUCAAGAAUCUAGACUUCUGGUCCAAACUCAUCACCCUUAUUGUCUCCAUCAUCGAGGAAGACAAGAACUCCUAUACACCCUGCCUUAACCAAUUCCCCCAGGAGCUCAAUGUGGGUAAAAUCAGCGCUGAAGUGAUGUGGAACCUGUUUGCUCAGGACAUGAAAUAUGCUAUGGAGGAGCAUGAGAAAAACCGCUUGUGCAAGAGUGCUGAUUACAUGAACCUGCAUUUCAAGGUCAAGUGGCUUUACAAUGAGUACUGCAAAGACUUGCCUUUCUUCAAGAGCAGAGUGCCUGAGUAUCCUGCGUGGUUUGAGCCAUUUGUGAUCCAGUGGCUGGAUGAAAAUGAGGAAGUGUCUCGGGACUUCCUGCAUGGCGCUUUGGAGCGAGACAAGAAAGAUGGGUUCCAGGUCACAUCAGAGCAUGCCCUGUUUUCCUGUUCUGUCGUGGAUGUGUUUUCCCAGCUCAACCAGAGUUUUGAGAUUAUACGAAAAUUAGAGUGUCCAGAUCCGCAGAUCGUCGGACACUACAUGAAACGAUUUGCAAAGACCAUCAGCAAUGUUCUUCUGUCAUAUGCUGACAUCAUCUCCAAGUUGUUUGCCAACUACGUCACAAUGGAGAAAGUGCCCUGCAUCCUUAUCAACAACAUCCAACAGUUGAGAGUGCAGCUGGAGAAGAUGUUUGAGGCUAUGGGUGGAAAAGAUUUGUGUGUUGAGGCCAGCGACAUCUUGAAGGACUUGCAGGUUAAACUAAACAAUGUAAUGGAUGACCUCAGCAGAGUCUUUUCUGUCAGUUUCCAGCCUCAUAUCGAAGAGAAUGUGAAGCAGAUGGGAGACAUCUUGGCUCAGGUAAAAGGAACGUCAAAAGUCGGAAAUGCCAGCAGCGUGGCUCAGGAUGCUGACAACGUCCUGCAACCCAUCAUGGAAUUCCUGGACAGCAACCUGACUUUGUUUGCCAAGAUCUGUGAGAAGACGGUGCUGAAGCGUGUGCUUAAGGAGCUGUGGAAGCUUGUGAUGAACACCAUGGAGAAGACGAUUGUUCUGCCGCCGCUCACUGAUCAAACGGGCACUCAACUCAUCUUUAACGCUGCCAAGGAGCUGGGUCAGCUGUCCAAGCUGAAGGAGCACAUGGUUCGCGAGGAGGCCAAAGCUCUCACGCCCAAGCAGUGUGCAGUCAUAGAACUAGCCCUGGACACCAUCAAGCAAUAUUUCCACGCUGGUGGCGUUGGUCUGAAGAAGACAUUCCUGGAGAAGAGUCCCGACCUGCUGUCCCUCCACUACGCCCUGUCCCUCUACACGCAGGCCACAGACAAACUUGUUAAGACCUUUGUCCAGUCGCAGAAUGCACAAGUGUUCGGCGGCAAGGGGGUGCGGUUCACCGCUAGUGAGGAUGUUUACCCAGAGAAGGGCUCCGGGGUGGACGACGCUGUGGGUGAGGUGUCCAUCCACGUGGAGAUCUUCACCCACCCCAACACCGGAGAGCACAAGGUCACCGUGAAAGUGGUGGCUGCCAACGACCUGAGGUGGCAGACGCAGGGAAUAUUCCGUCCGUUCGUGGAAGUGUUCAUCAUCGGCCCUCACCUCAGCGACAAGAAGCGGAAGUACGCCACCAAGUCCAAGAACAACAGCUGGGCGCCCAAAUAUAACGAAACCUUCACUUUCACGCUGAGCAGCGAGGUGGGCCCCGACUGCUACGAGCUGCAGGUGUGCGUCAAGGACUACUGCUUUGCCCGCGAGGACCGCACGGUGGGCAUGGCCGUUCUGCAGUUGAAGGACGUGGCCUCCAAGGGCAGCGUGGCCUGCUGGCUGCCCCUGGGCAAGCGAAUCCACAUGGACGAGACGGGCCUGACCGUGCUGCGCAUCCUAUCGCAGCGCAACAACGACGACGUGGCCAAGGAGUUCGUCAAGCUCAAGUCGGACCAGCGCUCGGCUGAGGAAGGCCGCGGCUAAGUGGUCUUCCCACCCCCACCUUCAGUGCUGUAAAUACAUUCAUUCCAAUCGGGGUGCGUUUAUCAUUAUGGAUGACGUCUGCCAUCUUUGUGAUCAAGUCGAAUCAUGGCGUUCGCGAGGUGUGUCAGAAAAGUUACAAGACUGGUGUCAAACAUUUUAUACGGUGGUGCCUGUAGGGUGCUGUAUGGUGGCAGUGAACUCAAAUUUCUUUACAACAAACAGCAGUUUGGCAGAUAGUGAACAAUUCUUCAAGAAAAUAGACUUAGGCUUCGACUAAUGCCACUAUUAGUUGACGUUUUCUGUUAAGCUAAAGAUGAAGAGAAUUACACGUGUAUUUAAACAACCACAUAACUUUGCCUUAAGCUCCACUAUCUAAAUGCUAACACAUAAGGGGAAACGCCAUAGACGAGCUAACUGAUAGCAUCUAUAUAUCCACUUUAAGCAAUUUUAACGCAAAUAGUGGAGCAGCACAUGUAGACAGACAAUAUAACAAUGCUUAAAGUCAUAUAUUCUUCAUCCACUGCGAAAAAUGACUGAUAUUUUUGCACAUUACCGUUUUUACAAGGGCCCAACUGAUUAAGGCGGCCGGCCGAUUUAAUGGGCCAAUAUUACCCCUUUGCAACUGGGCAAUAGAUUUUUGCAGAUUUCAACAUUAGACAAAAAUAAUGACAAAAAAACAUUCUUAAAAAAAGUCAGCAAAAAUAAUUUGGCCAAUUCUUACCAAUUUUUCUUUGUUUUAGUUAAACAAAUGCUAAAGAACAAAGGACUGUAAAACAAUCAAAUGUUAUGCCUGUAAUUCAUAUCUUCAUUGUAGUAAAAAACAUUUUUCUUGGCUUUUCGGGGGAGGCUGGAACAAAUGAAUGGCAUUUCCAUUCAUUUCAAUGGGGAAGGAUGAAUUGAGUAUUUUGAAUGACUCGCAUGGUCACGGAAAUUAAUUCAACUGUAUCUCAAGGCACCACUGUUUUUUAAAUUCAAAAGUUUUCCCCUUUGAAGCAAUCCCUUUGGACUCUCACACACUUUCCCGUCUCUGCCACAUCUUCACGCACUCCUGGAAUGAUUCUUCCGGGGUCCUCUGCAGCACCGUCAUCACGGCCGUCUUCGAAACAGGUCCGCUUGAUGACCCCCUGAGUUUUUGAAUGAGAGGAGGGGAAAAAAAGUGACAAAAAGCCAGGUCAUAUCAGUAGGGACGAUGCUCCAGCACGGCGACGUUCUUCACGGCAAGGAACUGUCAGAUGCUCAGGGCAUUGUGAGUAGGCGCGUUGCCACGGUGAAGCAGCCGCGAGUCUUCCUGCCACAACUCUCUCUCAGGAUCUCUUUGUAAGACGUACCGGUUGAUCGUCUGACCCGCAUUGAAGGGGGAAACUCAUAGUUUGGGAUUGAAAUCUAUCUUCUGUGAUACCAGUCCUGGAACUUUUCUAAUACACCUCAUGUAUCACACGUGGCAUUACACACGUCUCAAUCGGCUUCACAGGGUUGUAUUUUACUUUCGGAGGAUAGUCGCGCAAAUGUGUCGGCGAAAAGAUAAACAUUCCAGAAGUGACAGGGAGGGUCCCAGGGAAGAAAAGUACACGUUUAUAAGUGCAACUAUUUAUUAUCGUUUACGGUUUUCUUCCAGAUUAUAUUUAUACGAAAAUAGUUCUGAGUCUAAUCAUAAAUCAUCCGUGAAGUGACAGUAUAUUUCGGGAGGAUGUUCGAUGGCGGAACAGAGCACACUGCCUGACACCUUCAAUGCCUUCUGUCUCGUUCACCCGCCAUCUUUGUGAUAAGUGCACAUAAGUGAGUGUGUAUGAGUGUGCGAGUGAAACCAACACAAGCCGACAUCUUAGUGCGAUUUUCCUGUCAUGUUUUACCCCCUCUUAGUUACUAGUGUAAACAUUCCAGAUGGAAGGUGCCAAGUCCCCCACGCAUAAACACGUUUACGUGGGUUGUUAUAAGUCACCAAGCACAAGUCAUUAGCGAUCCGUUGUCGAUCGAGUGGGACCUCUGCUAAAAGGGCUGAAGAUCCCGACCGCGCACGGUCUGCAUCUGACAUGGAAGAAAUAGAUGACCUUGAAGGGGUGGGCUUCAUUUUUCAGAGGCCAUUUUAGUUCCCCAAGGGCCAUACCAAAAUUAUGAGGUAAUAUGAUGCAAUGACCAAACUAACCUCUGAGGUUUUAUUUGUUUGUAGAAAACGUGGAGGGUCGGCCACGUUGUCCACCCCUGUUCUCGUCAGUAGAGCGUGUCAAACAUGAAAAAAAGUAGUGUGAAGGUUACAUUUCUGCUAUCGUCUUUUUUUUUUUAAA